Molecule: messenger RNA, 1646 nt
Organism: Cinclus cinclus
Lineage: Eukaryota; Metazoa; Chordata; Aves; Passeriformes; Cinclidae
Gene: COX7A2L
Product: cytochrome c oxidase subunit 7A-related protein, mitochondrial
Exons: 3
Coding region: 438-659 (73 amino acids)
Biological process (GO): regulation of oxidative phosphorylation; mitochondrial respirasome assembly; mitochondrial electron transport, cytochrome c to oxygen
Source: RefSeq, a predicted model, not a curated record
CCAGGCCCACCACAGCGCUGCUCUCACCCCGCGCCCCGAGCGGAGCCCAGAGGGGACCACGCCCCGCGCGCCCCCGCCCCGCUGUGGGCGGAGCCCCAGCUCCCGCCUGCGCCGAUUGGCUGACGCGAACCAGGCCCCUCCCACCGCCUAGGGGCUGUCGCCUUUUCUGCCUGACUGGACGGUGUCGCCGACUUGGAUUUUCCGCGAGCGGCUGGCGUGCUUGGGCGAGGCGAGCUCGCACUGUUUUGGUGCCGGCUGCUGUAAUUGUUCGGACUUUUUUUUUUCUUUUUUUUGUCUCAUUCUUUCCGCGCCUUCCCGCGCAGGCGUCCCUGAGCCGGUGGGGCCCUUGAACGUUACGGCGUCGCCAGAACGCCGGCGGCGGGCGGGGCGGGUCCUUUCGGCCGAGCCGUCGCAGCCGGUGCCCGCCCCGGCCCACCAUGUACUACAAGUUCAGCGGCUUCGCGCAGCGCCUCGUCGGGGCCACGGCGGCCGCCGCCUACACCCCACAGGGUCUCAAACCAAUAGCUCCCACUGAAUCCCCAGAUCCAAUAUUUGGGACAAGUAAACCUGCUCCAGGUUUACCAGCAAGUGAUCCUUUCUUGGGUACAAACAAGGUGCCAGAUCUACAGAAAAUUUUUCAGCUCCUCCUCUGCCCCUGAACUUUGAUUUGCUAGCCUCUGUAAAGACCCAUCUCAGAACUGUGCAGAAACAGCCUUCAAAGUAAAUAAGAAAAAUAGUUGAUAAAGGAAACAAACUUCCUUUCUUUUUAAUAUUUUACUAAAAACAUUCUGAUGUUUUUCCGUUUAAGUUACAUCAAUUAUUACUGCUUCUUAGGAAAGAAAAUAGCUGCUUGUACUGUGAUCUUAAGUUUCAGUCAGUGUUGGUAUUUCAGGAUGGGAGAGAUUUCAGUCAAUGAAAAAUAGUUUUGUAAGGACAGCAAGAGCCAAAGAAUAGCAGAGAAUAAGUUCUGCAGGAAUGGACAGUUGUGUUGCCUCUACUGAUAAAAUAUUUUCUCCUCAGUAGCCCAUGCUUCCCUGGCACUCAAUCUUGUGCUGUAGGCUGUUAAAUACUACAAAAAAAAAAAAAAAAAAAAAAAAAAAAGGGAAAAAAGGAAGAAAGAAAACAGCACAGUAGAUUGUUGUCUGUCUUCCCUACAUACCAUCUAUCAAGCACUGCCUACAGGAGUUUUUUAGUAAUGGAUAUUGUGCACAUGAACUUGACAGGUAGAUUUUCAUGAAGCUGUGCUUUGUUCAGAGUAUUUCCAUCCUCUUUGUUUUCUGAUUUGGUUUUGGUUUUAUUGGAGGAGUGGGUUAGGGAUUUUCUUUUUUUGUUGUUGUUUUUUUGUGAUAAUAGUGGGUUUUUUGUUUUAAACCAACUAUUUUUAGCAGUCAUCUAGAGGGUAAUGACUUUCAGCUUGUUGCUAAAGCAGAUGUGGAUAAAAUAACCAAGCUGUUACCCCACAGCUCAUUAGCCAUUGGGAAUACUCUAGUGGAAGGAAUGACAGCCUUAGCACUCAGACCCAGCUUGCUCAAAGUAACUCAGCUAGGACAUUGGGUUCUUGUCUUGCAGUUAGAGGUCAUGGCUGAAUCUACAGACAGCAGAAUAGCCUUGGGCUUCCCUUUUUCCAGCUCAGUGUCAGCAGCUAA